AACUUGACCUCGUACGUAGAAAUUACACACAUUGUAAUUCUACAUAAUAGCGUGAAAAAUACAUGUGGUGUAAUUUGUAGUCGAUAGUAAAGAGUGACAAUAGCCUCCUGUUGUGCAUUAUAUUGAUAAUGCUGGAAAGGCGGGAAAUAAAAUGCGCCAAAUCUUUUGAAAACAGGGUCGCCAUUUAAACCUCAAAUGGGCGAUCAUAAUGAUUAACGCUGAACAAACUGGAGAAACAAACAAUUCAUGUCCACAAAGUUGCACCAACAAAGAUUUUGAACAGGGAAAGACAAAGAAGAGAAAUGCGAAUGGAGGUGUCCAAACAGUUGAUGACUUGCUUAAGGAUAUUGAUAAACUAACCAAGUCUCUCAAAGUUCCAAAUGCUAAGAAGAAGAUUCCAAAAAAGGAAAUAUUUCGUAUAAGUUCAUAUGGCUACAAGUCUGGAAAAAGUGCUAAAAGACAGAAUGUGAAGAAAAAGAAAAUAAACCAUGGAGUGACAAAGGAUCUUUGUAACUUAUCUGAAAAUGUCACAGCAUGGCCUGAAAGUGGUUCCCAUGAUGACUUGGAUGCUAGAGAUCCUGAAACUGAGGUUGCUGCUCAAGUAGCUCCAAAUACAAAUAUUGAAAUUGAUGCAAUUCUCGAAAGUUGUGAUCUUCUGAUUAGUGAACUUGAGGGUUCAUCAAAGGAGAAUAGAAGUCAAAGACAAACUUGGUUUGAGAGGAAUGAUGCAGCCUUAACAAAAUGGGAAAAUGUCAGACAAGAAUUGGUAGAGAGCUUGAUCCAUUCACAGUAUAUUGAGAAAGGAGCUGUUUGUCAUUAUUGCAAUGAAAGAGAAGCAUCAAUAAUUUGUAAGCAGUGUAAAGGCAGAAAACAUUUAUGUUUUGUUUGUGAUGAUGUAAUCCAUUCAGCUGCACCACUUCAUGACAGACUCUUCUACACUGAAAAACGUCUUAAAAAACUCACCCCAUGCCAGGGCAUCAAUUCAGCUGGUGAUAUAAUUAAUGUUGUUCGCCAUCCCAUCAUGAAUUGGCCAUCAGAAUGUCCUUGCUGUAAGUGCAAAACAAGUUGGGAGAGAUAUUCAAGCCAACAACCAUGUAUUGUGGUCAAUCACCAAGGUCGUUUUGAUUUGUUCAAGUUUUUGUUACGGUGCAACAAUUGUAAUUUUGAAGUGGACAUUUUCAGUGAUGUGCCAUACAUCAUUGCAUCUCGCUAUUGGCCUGGAACAGUUGAUACUGCUACUUUUUUGUUUGAUGAAGACAUGUUUAUAUCUUGGGAUUCCUUUCGUUUGCGGAUGCCUGGCUCCUCUGAAUAUGGGUUUCUGAACAGCUUGAGUGACAUUUCAAAGGAUAAUAACAGGAUCUCUCGAAUUCAAAAAGAUGCAUUCUCCAAAGCUUUCAAAGAGUUCAAGUACUUGCAAUAUGAGCUUUGCAGGAUAAAGGAAUUUGAUUCUUUCCAAUGUCCACCAUGUCACAUUUCGCAACAUGCGGCUAUAUUUGAUGGCAACAUGAAGACAUAUCGCUAUAAAAGUGGCGGAAGGAAAAUGAGGGAAUCAUAUUACAAAGACAAAUUCUUUUGCAAAAAUGAAGACGUCAGCAGUGUAAUAGAUUCCAUCUACCAAAACCCCAGAUCUUCAAAGAAUAAGGACAACGAAAGCAGUUUAUGUGGCUCAUCGAGAUGGCUUGCUGCCAGAAAUAAGCAACAGAAUGGAGGCACUCGCGAUGAGACAGGUUUAGAACUUGUAAGCUGCAGGCAUUGCAUAGCACAGAAAGCUGUCAACAUGUUUCGUGGCGAAAUCUUCGGCUAUGCCUAUUAUUUGCAGAAAAACUUCAAAUAUGAUGCACGGUUUUAUUUUAGUGAUGUUGCUUGCCGAUAUUGGAAAUGGUUAGGAAAAAUUGACAUUCAGCUGUACACACACCAAACACCUGCUAUUGGAAUGUUGCAUGUCAAAGGCCAUCCACCCGCAUGUGAAGUACUUUAUGGUGGUCUUUGGAAGCGAGGUAGUGGAUACACUAUUGGUGAAGAAGAUGAGCAGGUCUUCAGUUAUCUUUCAAGAACUGGCGUAACAACUAAACACAUGAGCCCAGAGCAUCGUGAAGAGGCAAUCACUGAAUUUGCUAUGUCUUGGAAUAAGAGAAAGAUAGAAGAUAUGGCCAAAUUCCUUUGCAAAAGAUUUUGUCAGGUGCGAUCAAAAUCUACUAAGUUUCAAAUUGAAAAAGAAAGAAUGCUCGCCAGCACUAACUUUGUCCUGACGAAAGAGAGUCUGUCUGCUUGGAAAAAAUCUGCAACAGAACAUGCUCAAGCGUCCCAGAAUUUGCCUGCCGCUAUAAAUCUUUCGCGUUGCCAGGAGUUUUUGCUGAUAGCCAUGAAACUCAAAAGCACAAAGAGGAUUCCAGUCAACAUUGGUUGUUCAGUGAAUAUCCAAGACAUUGUUCCUUUUUCACUUGAAAGAAUAAAACUCCGAGCUCUUGCAAAACCCAUCGAGGGGCUUAUAACACGAUAUUCCGAGUUGAAUACCCAACUCUCUGAAGAUACCAUCGUUUCACCAGAAUCCGAACUUGAUGCAUUGAAGUCCAUGUUACUGACAGUACAACAGCGCAGGAUUGAAGCACUUUUUUAUUCAAAUCUUCACAUUUCAGCCAAUCUUGGCAGGUUAUCAGACAAUUGCAAAAAACGAAGACAGUUAAGACUGAAGGUUGCUAGUCAGAAAGAAGAACUAAAGCAAGUCAUCAAACAGUACAACGAUAAUGUAACCAUUGCUAUGUUGCAGAAAUCUUUUCCCAUGUGCAAAUUGGAAGAUUUAAGCCGUGGCGAAUUCCCAUGGUCUAAAUCUAUUGAUAAUGAUGACAGCGAAUCGGUCACUCAAGAGUUCAAGCAAGCGCUACUACUAAGAUGUCUAACCUUGGAGCGACUUGCCGAGGAAGAGACUUUGUUGAAAUUAGAAAUGAGAAACUACCUGGUUUACUACGUCGAUGUCAUAGUGCCACUUCUUAAGAAGAAGAUAUCAUCAUGUGAAGAAAGCAUGAACUUGUGCAGUUGUCAGGAAUCCUCAACCGAUGAACUGACAUUGCGGAGGCCUUUAUGUAGAACAUGCAGACAGAGCCUGGGACUGCGUUCGUUAGCAUUUCAAGGCCUUGACAACUGUGCUAAGCAAAUCGAGUAUGGGCGGAAAGAAUUUCGAAAAUACUUGAUGGACGACACUUCUUUUACAAAUGAUGAGCUACGAAUGGAAGUGGAUUCAAAUGAAAAAGUUGAGAGUGACAGUGAAAGCGAUAGUAGUAGUAUCGAAAGUUGUCAUAACUCUGAUGAUGAAGAAGAAAGCGAAAAUAGUUUUGAAGCAUUUUAGCAUAAGUAUAGAGUUUUUGUGUGACAUCACAAACAAAUUAUUUUUAGAAUUUUUGAAAUUUGACCACAUAACACGAAAUAACAUCGUAAAAUACUUCUAAAUAUGCUACAUAUAUCAAAAAUUGGGCAUAUGGUCAAUGGAAGAUUUGAAGUUUGCAUACGGAUUACUGUUAUUUUGGCUCUGUUCAUAAAUUUAUGAACAAAGCCCAAAUUACAGAGGUUUGACGGGAAAAAGCCUGUGCUAAUGUGGCCAUACCUAAGCCAAUUCGUAACACCUUUACCUGCUUUGGCUCAAUUAUACGUCUUUCCUGAUGCUCUUUCAGGGCCCAAAUUAAAAAAAUUCUGAAAAUAUAUUUUUGUCACAUCAUCACUUAAAAUUUCUAUAGGAUAAAUACACCUUUUGUAAUGUUCCAUGUACACAGAAGCCUACUUUUAUUAAAAUGGCAAAUUUUGCAAUAAUAUAUGAUUAAUAAUUUACUGAUUUAGUACUAAGUAGUUAGCACUUCUAAGCAUCAGGCUUUCUACGGCCCACAGAUUGCAAUUUUCAAAUCUUUACGGAAUCAACUGUAAAUUUAUAACAAAUCUCGUAAUUUUUUUAUAUUUGAAAGAUUUCUAAACGAGACUUUCGUGAAAAUCCGUUGUAAAUCUCAACAGAAUGACAUGUUUCAGGAAGAAAGAUUAUAGAAUAUUUGAACACAUUGGCUAUUCAAUCUAAUAUUGGCAAACACUAUUGCUUAUAUAUUCGAAUUAACUGUAUAGAUUUGAGUAAUAACAUAAACUGCACGAAAUGCACAGUGUGUUGAUUUGCAAUUUUUUUUUAUUUCUCUACAAUGCAGAAAAAAAUCUAACAUGUCGGUGGUCUAAGGAAUCAGUGACGUGAUAACAGAAACAAUUUGUCUGACAGAACACGAUUCUGAUUCUUAAUGACUAUAGCAUUGUCGGUGGUCUAAGGAAUCAAGGACCUGAUAACACAAACGAUUUGUCUGACAGAACACGAUUCUGAUUCUUAAUGACUAUAGCAUUGUCGGUGGUUAAGGAAUCAGUGACCUGAUAACACAAACAAUUUGUCUGACAGAACACGAUUCUGAUUCUUCAUGACUAUAGCAUUGUCGGUGGUCUAAGGAAUCAGUGACCUGAUAACACAAACGUUUUGUCUGACAGAACACGAUUCUGAUUCUUAAUGACUAUAGCAUUGUCGGUGGUCUAAGGAAUCAGUGACCUGAUAACACAAACGUUUUGUCUGACAGAACACGAUUCUGAUUCUUAAUGACUAUAGCAUUGUCGGUGGUCUAAGGAAUCAGUGACGUGAUAACAGAAACAAUUUGUCUGACAGAACACGAUUCUGAUUCUUCAUGACUAUAGCAUUGUCGGUGGUCUAAGGAAUCAGUGACCUGAUAACACAAACGUUUUGUCUGACAGAACACGAUUCUGAUUCUUAAUGACUAUAGCAUUGUCGGUGGUCUAAGGAAUCAGUGACCUGAUAACACAAACGUUUUGUCUGACAGAACACGAUUCUGAUUCUUAAUGACUAUAGCAUUGUCGGUGGUCUAAGGAAUCAGUGACCUGAUAACACAAACGUUUUGUCUGACAGAACACGAUUCUGAUUCUUAAUGACUAUAGCAUUGUCGGUGGUCUAAGGAAUCAGUGACGUGAUAACAGAAACAAUUUGUCUGACAGAACACGAUUCUGAUUCUUAAUGACUAUAGCAUUGUCGGUGGUCUAAGGAAUCAGUGACCUGAUAACACAAACGUUUUGUCUGACAGAACACGAUUCUGAUUCUUAAUGACUAUAGCAUUGUCGGUGGUUUAAGGAAUCAGUGACCUGAUAACACAAACGAUUUGUCUGACACAACACCAUUCUCUUUCUUCAUGACUAUAGCAUUGUCGGUGGUCUAAGGAAUAAAUUAUUUGGCUAACAAAUAUCCACCGUAGUCAUUUUAUAUUACGAAAGCCUUUUUGUGGAUAUUAGAAUUAUGUACAAGUUUAUCGAUUUUCCUAACAGGGUUGGGUAAAAAUUUGGAGGUGCUUUCGAGUAGACAUGAAGGAAGCCUUGACAUAUUGGUUUCAUGCGUUUUGUUGCACCAAUAUAAGUGCACUGCUACAAAAUGUAGAGUGCAGACAGAUUAAGAUGGACUCUAAACUUGUUAUUCACCCUAUUUCAUCUGGAGGGGGGAGGGUUCAAGUGUUUGAAUCGAAUCUAAAAUCAAAUACAUGUUAUAAAUGUCAGAGUAUGCAAAAUAAUCAAUUUCCUUUACUAUUGUGUACUGCACUUUAUUUCAUGAAAGAUUUUCAAUUUGAUACUUUGCAUCAACUCUUUUAAACCUGUUGGAACUUACAAAAUACGAUAUCCGAAACUUUAUUUCCUAAUAAGUGGCACCCCAAAAAAUGGCAUUUUCCCUACCAGAAAAUAUGGAUGUUUACCCUCCCUUGAGGGUUGAUCCAAGAUUUUAUGGGGAUUAAAAGUUCAAUUGUUGUGAAUAAAAGCAAAAGCUACGUUGAUAAAAGCUUAAGUAAGCAAUUUUACUGACUAAAUUAUUAUCUUUUCAUCAAUGCCUAAAUUGAUCUGGAAUAAGGUCAGCUAUAAUACUAACUUCCUAACCGGCGAGAAUAGUUAUAAUUAUAAUAUUAAAAUUUACUAGAACGCAGGUGAAUAAGUACAAAUGCAGAUCAAAUUAUCUGACAAAUAAUUGGGGCAGGUGUUAAAAUAAACAGUAUUCAAAAAUGAGUCUGAAAAGAUCGAUCAUAUGACUUGUUAAAAAACUAAUGGACGAUAAUACUGGUCAGAACCCUGAAAAGAAAUAAAUUGCAAUAAGAAACAGUUUAUUUCAUUCUGUACAAAUUACCGCGAUUUCCAAUUUACAAAAGAAACCUUGGGCUAGUGGCGGAAAUUAAGGGGAUGUGGGGGGCAAGCGCCUCCCCAGGUUUUCCUAAAUUGUUGGUUUUGUCGGUAAAUUAUGCCAUUUGUCGACAAAGUCGCUUGUUUUUGUGGGCAUUGCGCCCCCCCCCCCACCUGAAGAAGGAAUUUCAGCCACUGCCUUGGGUGCAUCUUCAUAGCAAAAAUUUUCAAGAGUUCUUCAAAGCAUAACAAGGAUUCUUAAGGCAGAUGAAAAACGCUAAAUUUAUGUCAAACUGGAAUUUUCAAAAACAAGGGUUCUUUGGUAGGACAAUCAUUUGAACCUGUAAAAGAUACGUUGCUUUUGUCCUUAUGUUUUUCUUUUUUUCAUAAAAUAAACAAGGUGCUGGUUGCAAGAGGAUAUAUAUUGUAAAUAAUUUCUAACUGAACUUCAUCGAUGAACAAUUUGAUGCGAUCGCCCGGUUACAGGUUGGACUGGGUUUUCAUACCAUAAGAAAGAUUGCAUCUUCAUCAAAUCCUGGUUGUAGUUUGUACAAGUGUAUAGGGGGAGGGGGGUAUAGGAGUUGUCAGCAGGGUCAAUUUAUGUGUUUCGUUAAUUGGAUGAUAAAAUGUAAGGGGAGGGGCAAUAUUUUGGCAACGCAUUUUUGUGAUGUAAUCCUAUGAUUUUGAAACUGCCUUAACAUAAUUAAAAGUUGGUCAUGGUCUUUCCUUAUUGGUGAAAUUGGCAUUUCCUGUCGACUAAAGGGCGUUUUCUGAUAGUAAAAAGGGCGUGGCCUAGAAAGAGUUUUUUGUUCCCCCAGAGACUAGUCGCUGACACCGCCUCUG
Messenger RNA from Rhopilema esculentum, 7020 nucleotides. RefSeq lists its product as uncharacterized. The record is from RefSeq and is a predicted model, not a curated record. Lineage: Eukaryota; Metazoa; Cnidaria; Scyphozoa; Rhizostomeae; Rhizostomatidae.